AUGGACAAAUUCGACAACUGCGUCCUAUUGACUCGCGUGGGCGGGUUCUAUGAAUUGUACUUUGAGCAUGCCGAGGAAUACGGACCUUUGCUCAAUAUCAAAGUGGCAUCCAAGAAAACCAAUGCGGGCCCUGUACCUAUGGCUGGAUUUCCCUUCUUCCAGCUAGACCGCUUUCUCAAAAUCUUGGUGCAAGAUCUCAGUCGCUAUGUUGCCAUUGCCGAGGAAUUUCCAAACGAUGCUCCUGAAAAGGUUAAGUCUGGAGGUCUGAUGCACGAUCGCAGAGUCUCUCGGAUUAUCACUCCGGGGACACUGAUCGACGAGAAUUUCAUGGACCCUUAUUCCAACAACUAUGUCAUGGCAAUCCACAUAGGUGAACCUGAGAGCCCAGACGCGGCCGAUCACCCGGUGCUCCCGCUGGGACUGGCAUGGCUAGACUUGUCUACUGGCCACUUCUUCACCCAAAGCACAGAUGUUGCAUCCCUGCCAUCCAUCCUAUCGAGGAUCGGACCGAGAGAAAUCGUGCUCGACCAAAGUUUGGAGCCGCAAGUGGAUCAUCAUGUCUUCACCAUAAUGGCAGAGGACCGGCAUCUGAUUACGUAUGCGCCUGGCGGAGGCUUGGCCAACAUGGCAGACUGGACGCCGUACUUGGAGUCGGACAUUCCUCCGAGCAUCCAGACAAGCUUCACGCAGGAUGAGGUACUUGCCGGGGGUCUUGUUCUGAAUUACGUCAAGGACCGACUUCAGGGACUUACUAUGAAGCUCCAGCCGCCUCUUCGACACGAGAACAUGGAGAUUAUGAGUAUCGACAAGAAUAGUCUCCGAGCACUUGAGAUCAAGCAUACGAUACGCGACGGCGCGUUCCGAGGCAGCUUGCUGCAUGCCAUCCGCCGAACCGUCACCAAGAGUGGCGCUCGCCUACUUAAUGAGUGGCUGAGUGCCCCGUCGACAUCACUUGAGGUUAUCAAGCGCCGCCAGGACCUGGUUGCGCAAUUUACCCAAGACGUCGAUCUACGCGACUCGGUAAUCAUGCUCCUCCGGAGAAGCUCUGACUCCCAGCGCUUGGUGCAAAAAUUUGCCUUGGGACGAGGUGAUCCCGACGACUUGCUCGGGCUGGCAGCCACGAUCCGCGCAACUGAAGACAUUGUCACUUUACUCAAGCACGCCAGUGCAUCGGCCAAUCCCGGUGCAGAUGAUUGUCUCACUUUCCUCACUUCACGUAUCAGCCUCGAGGAACCCCUGAAACUCGCCCAGCGGAUUAAGGAAGCCAUCGAUGAAGAAGGUGUGGUUCACCAGCAUGAGAUUGAGGACUCAACGACGGGAAAGGUCCUUGCCUUGGCCGAGGACGUGGUCUCAUCUGAAGGCGAAGAAGCAGACAUGAACUUGCUUCCUAAGGGCAAGCGCAAAAGACCCACGUCACUCAAGGAGCAUUACUCGGAGGAAAGUGAAGCCUGGGUCAUGAAGCCAGGGGCGAGCUCUGGACUUCAGAAGCUCCAUGCUCAACUAGCCCAAUUGCAGCAGGAGAGGAUGAAACUUGCCGAGACCCUUCGCAACAAACUGGGCGCCUCUUCGUUGACCUUGCGCUGGACACCAGGCCUGGGACACAUUGCUCACAUCAAGGGGAAAGACCUCAAGCAUGUGCCGGUCGUGCGAACCUUGUCGUCGAGCCGUUCCACACGCUCAUUCCAGAUUCCGGAGUGGACCGCACUGGGGCAGCGUUUGGACCAGACUCGCUUCCACAUUCGUGCUGAAGAGCAGCGAGUGUUCCACUCGUUGCGAGAGCAUGUUGUGACCAACCUGGUCAAGCUCCGUCGCAGUGCCGCAGUAUUGGACGAGCUGGACAUUGCGACAUCCUUUGCAAAGCUAGCCGAGGAGCAGAAUCUCGCCCGACCGCAGCUGACCCACUCCACCUCACACACGAUCAUAGGUGGCCGUCAUCCGACUGUCGAAGGCGGCCUGUACGAGCAAGGUCGCAGCUUUGUACGCAAUGACUGCCUCGUCGGUUCGCCCUCAGCAGGCAGACUGUGGCUGAUCACCGGACCCAACAUGGCUGGCAAAAGCACGUUUCUGCGCCAGAAUGCUCUCAUCACCAUUAUGGCUCAGAUCGGUUGCUAUGUUCCUGCCUCUUUCGCGGAAAUCGGCAUUGUCGAUGCCAUCUUCAGCCGCGUGGGAUCGGCCGAUAAUCUGUAUCGCGAUCAAAGCACCUUUAUGGUGGAGAUGUUAGAGACAGCCCAGAUCUUGAAGCAGGCCACGCCUCGCUCUUUUGUCAUCAUGGACGAGAUCGGCCGGGGCACGACCCCCGAGGACGGCACAGCUGUGUCAUACGCGUGCCUACAUCACUUGGUCACGGUCAACCAAUGCCGCACACUCUUUGCCACGCAUUUCCACGGCGUGGCUGAUCUUGCAGCAGAGGAAGGCCUGGGGAUCGGGGGUAACGGUGUGGUGAAAACAUAUUGCACAGAUGUAGAGGAAGAUGGGCAGAAAGGCUUUGUCUACAUUCACAAGCUACGAGAGGGCAUUAAUCGACAGAGUCAUGCCCUCAAAGUGGCGCGCCUGGCCGGUAUGCCUGACCUAGCAAUGGCAACGGCCAAGCGUGUGCUGGAGAGAGACCCCGCGAACGGAGCCUCCUAA
This is a messenger RNA of Emericellopsis cladophorae, 2628 nucleotides long. RefSeq lists its product as uncharacterized. Gene Ontology annotation, molecular function: ATP-dependent DNA damage sensor activity; mismatched DNA binding; ATP binding. Gene Ontology annotation, cellular component: nucleus. NCBI's taxonomy places the organism in Eukaryota, Fungi, Ascomycota, Sordariomycetes, Hypocreales, Bionectriaceae. The record is from RefSeq and is a predicted model, not a curated record. Bases 1 to 2628 code for a protein of 875 amino acids. Gene Ontology annotation, biological process: mismatch repair. The transcript is spliced from 2 exons.